Messenger RNA from Trametes versicolor FP-101664 SS1, 689 nucleotides. RefSeq names its product SOH1 family protein. NCBI's taxonomy places the organism in Eukaryota, Fungi, Basidiomycota, Agaricomycetes, Polyporales, Polyporaceae. The transcript has 3 exons. Gene Ontology annotation, molecular function: transcription coregulator activity. Bases 13 to 441 code for a protein of 142 amino acids. The record is from RefSeq and is a predicted model, not a curated record. Gene Ontology annotation, biological process: regulation of transcription by RNA polymerase II. Gene Ontology annotation, cellular component: core mediator complex; mediator complex.
CGUGGCUCUAUCAUGUCGCAGCCGGAGCCUAACCCGGACCUUCGCAGCGCCAAUCGGGCACGCUUCGAGCUCGAGCUCGAGUUCGUGCAGUCGCUGGCCAAUCCUUUCUAUCUCCAUUCUCUGGCCCAGCAAGGGAUCCUGAAUCAGCCGGCGUUCGUGAACUUCCUCAAGUACCUCAUGUACUGGAAGGAAAAAGACUACGCACGCUUCAUACUCUAUCCACACGCACUGCAUCACCUAGAGCUCCUGCAGCAUGCGCAGUUCAGGACAGAAAUAGGCAAGGACGAGUGGAGAGAGUAUCUGAACCAGAAACAGUUCGAUCACUGGCGAACAUGGCGCGACCCCAGUCGGAUCCAGGCGGCGACGACGGCAGCGACGGACUCACAGCCGCAAUCUGCUGUUUCAGAGACGCAUAACGUACCAAUGACGAACGGGGCAUGAACCCUGAGUCUUCGAGGCACUGUAAUCCCACGUUGGCGCUCCAACUUGAACGCGCUCCCGACAUGCCAGCGCUUGUGGCUAGAUCGAGGCUCAGAGUUGUUGCGCCCAGAGAACACCUCUUUCUCUACAGGCUGCUGAAGACAUGCUGUCUUUUACGUGUGGUACAUUUCUAGAAGUUUCUCAGCAUCGCGCGCGCGUUGUUUUGAAGACGCUUCAUAUAGAUUGUGGUUGGUGGUGGCCGGGACAGG